Ruditapes philippinarum (Manila clam) is the source of this 1575-nucleotide messenger RNA. RefSeq names its product P-selectin-like. The transcript has 10 exons. The coding region runs from base 1 to 1575 and encodes 524 amino acids. NCBI's taxonomy places the organism in Eukaryota, Metazoa, Mollusca, Bivalvia, Venerida, Veneridae. The record is from RefSeq and is a predicted model, not a curated record.
AUGCCUGGGUAUCAUCAAGGGCAACAUGCUGUAAUUGGAAUAAAUGCCUGGGUAUCAUCAAGGGCAACAUGCUUGACAUGUCCUGAUAUAUCAAAUCCUUCAAGUGGGUCUGUGACUUUAUCAACGAAUGGAACGUUAUCACAAGCUGAGUUCUCAUGUAGUACUGGUUACCAUAUUGCUGGAGAUGAAAUCAUAUCAUGUCAAACAGAUGGUUUAUGGGAUGGAGCAGAACCAUUAUGUGUAUGUGAUGUACCAGCACCCCCUACUGGUGGAAGUUUAUCACUGUCUGGAGACAACAUGACAGUUUAUUACAGUUGUGAUUCUCAGUACACGAUAUCGGGACAAAAUUCUCAAACAUGUUCUACUAAUGGCACAGGGUGGGCAGGAGUAAAACCUACAUGUGUAUCUUGUCCCUCUUUGGUGUCUCCCUCUGGUGGAUCAGUAACUGUGGCAACUGAUGGGCUAACAUCUACAGCAUAUUAUGCCUGUGACCUAGGCUUUACCAUGCAAGGAACCUCAACAGCCAUGUGUACCUCUAGCGGAGUGUGGGACAGUGUUACACCUUCUUGUGUUCAGUGUGCCAGCCUGGAUGAUCCUGACAGUGGAAGUGUUACACUGACAACAGAUGGAGAACAGACUGUAGCCAGUUUCACAUGUGUUACAGGAUAUAAAGUUAGUGGUACCAGUCCAUUAACAUGUCAAACUGAUGGUCAAUGGAGUGACGUGAAUCCAACUUGUGUAUGUUUCCCACCGCUUACACCAACAAAUGGUCAGGUAGAGAUAUCAGCUGAUGGACUGACAGCAAGUUUUACAUGUUCAGCCGGUUAUACCUUGAAAGGUGUCACUACAAGACUGUGCCAGACUAAUGGUGUUGGCUGGAAUGAGGAUCAACCAAGUUGCGAAACUUGUGAUGUUUUGUCCAACCCGUCUGGUGGAUCACUUAGUAUAACAACAAGUGGCAGCAUCACGACUGCUGAAAUCACUUGUGAUAUUGGAUAUACUAUAAAUGGUGGCUCUGCACUUACCUGCAGGACAGAUGGCACUUGGGAUUUAUCUGUACCAUCUUGUGGUGUAUGUACUGCAUUGAGCACUCCAACAAGUGGUACAGUAAAUCUCUAUUCAGACAACAGUAUUACAAAGGCUAACUUCACAUGUGAGACAGGAUAUAGUCUGGCCGGGACAAGUAUUCUCGCAUGCAGGGCAGAUGGAAGUUGGGAUUUCACUGAACCAGUUUGUGUAAAAUGUACAGACCUGGCGGCUAUGAAUGCUGGAAUGAUAGAUGUGUAUACAGAUGGUUACGCAACAUAUGCUUCAAUCUCUUGUGUGGAGGGCUACUAUGUAAAUGGAAUUGACCUUGUAACAUGUAAUGCAGAUGGCUCUUGGGAUAAUGAGCUUCCUACUUGUGUGUGCAGUCCACCAACAAACCCCUUUAAUGGAAGUACCACAUUGGCUGAUGACGGUAUGGCAGCCAUGUUUUCAUGCAAUCUUGGGUUUACCCUUGAUGGCAGUGUAACUUCUUCAUGUUCUACAGAUGGCUCAGGAUGGGAUAGCAGUACACCUUCAUGCGGUAAUUAA